AAAAGAUGGUAUCAACAUUCAAGAUAUAGAAACAAUGAUAUUUGUUAAAACACAUUAUCCACAAAUAGGUCCAUACAUGGCUUUGAUUAUUACACAUUGUGAAGAAGCAAGUGAAGAAAGACGACAACAGAAUAUCGACGACUUUUUUGAAGCUGCCGAUGUAAAAAAACAUAACUUAAAAGAAUUUUUUGGGCUUCAAAUUUAUUUCAUGGGUUGUUUAAGACCAGAGACAAAGGAAGCACGUAAUAUACAAGCAGCCAGAACAGAGUUAACAUAUGUAGCUAAAAUGAGAGAAAAAUUUAUUGACUUUUGUAUUAGUCGUGGUGAUGAUCAAAUUUAUAAUAUUAAUUAUGAUUCAAAUAAUGCUCAACAAUCAGGAUGUACAAUAUCAUAG
Didymodactylos carnosus is the source of this 394-nucleotide messenger RNA. NCBI's taxonomy places the organism in Eukaryota, Metazoa, Rotifera, Eurotatoria, Philodinida, Philodinidae. The record is from the annotation of a GenBank genome assembly.